Messenger RNA from Boeremia exigua, 997 nucleotides. RefSeq lists its product as uncharacterized. The transcript has a single exon. The record is from RefSeq and is a predicted model, not a curated record. Lineage: Eukaryota; Fungi; Ascomycota; Dothideomycetes; Pleosporales; Didymellaceae. Bases 182 to 961 code for a protein of 259 amino acids.
UACCAGGGAAGCAAGCUGAUAUCAUAUCAUAGGCUUUUGAGAUAGUUGUGGGCUUUCGCGUCCGCAUUGCUUGGCAAUUUCACACACCUUCACCCAAACUUCUCAACAACUCCAACCUUGCCAUCGCCAUCGACCUGCCAGUAUCACCACCAAUCCUGUGCUUCUGCCAGUCGCCAUCACGAUGUCGACCAGCGACAGCGACCGGGAAGAUGAAGUCACCACCUCCAGUCCAUUGCGGUCCAUUGACUGCAUGGAAGAUGAGACCUUCAUCUUCGGGGCUACGCAGCUGAUCCAAGCUCUUCCAGUCAACUGCGACGAUCAGGAUGCCCUUCGCACGAUCCAGUUCGUCCUCACCACCGUCAACAAGGAUGUCUCUAAGCUCGGAGAUCUCAUCGAUAUCAUCUAUGACCACGCAGACCCAAAAGACCCGCGCGAUAACAAGACACUCUUCCUGUUCACGAACCUACUGCGAGAAUUGUCAGGAACAGACUUUUUCGUGAACCGUUAUACCACAAGAUCUACCAAAAGAUCUGCCUCAGCAUUUGCGUUGGAGACUAUCUCCGCAAGGUGUUACAAUGGCUUUAAUGCGACAGCGGAUGCUUUGGGCUGGGAUUGUCGACCUUUCUACUUCAUUGAGGAACUCGCUGGUUUGGGAGUGAGGCAGCUCGUCAAGGCCAGGGUCAGGGUGGCCGUCCAAAUUAUUCUAGACACGGCAUCUAAGUCUCAGUUCCUUUUUGAGCAGUGGAACUUCAGACUGUUUGUGCGUCUCAUGACAGCUCAUGGGUCCUUGGUCAACACCGAAUGCAUGUCCGUUAUCAUGAGUCUGGUCACUCAGCGAGCCAAGGAAGAGUCACUGGGCACGCAGCUGAUGGUCGCCGGACUUCUGAGUGUGCGCGACAAGGAAUGGUCAGUGGCUACUGCACUCGGCCAAGAGACAUCCGUAAAGCUUAAGGACAAAUAAUAGAUGCCACGUGCCUAAGGAUGGCGGGCAGCAGGA